This is a messenger RNA of Capsaspora owczarzaki ATCC 30864, 2817 nucleotides long. RefSeq lists its product as hypothetical. Gene Ontology annotation, cellular component: extracellular matrix. The record is from RefSeq and is a predicted model, not a curated record. The coding region runs from base 36 to 2636 and encodes 866 amino acids. Lineage: Eukaryota; Filasterea; Ministeriida; Capsasporidae. The transcript is spliced from 17 exons.
GUCUGUUUUUGUUUUUGUUCUGACGGCUUAUUGCAAUGAGAUUCUUUGAUGGAGUGCUUGCGACAGCGCUCCUUCUCGCGAUUCUCAGCCCUAGCAAUACUUCCGCGCUCGAUGCAUGCGACGGCGGAUGCAGCUGCAUGUCCACUCCUGUUACAUAUAUCACUAGUUGUUAUGGUUUGACGGUGCAGCCAACACUCACGACGACCGUCAUGAGCGCCUACCUGAACGCUGCGACUUUUACCAGUCUGUCGGCAAACGCAUUCGCAGGAUGCAACGCUCUCACAACCUUAUCCCUGCCAACUCUCAGCUCGAUCGCCGCUGGAGCAUUGGCGGGAACUGGGGCCAUCUCAACUUUAUCGAUGUCUCUCCAAAACACAGUUACACUAACCGCAGACAUGUUCACUGGUGCCAGCAGUACUGGGAUCAAAUCACUACUAAUCAGCUACCCCAGCGUGAAGGCGCUGUCAGCAAACAUGUUUGCCGGCUUUGGCGGCAGCCUUUUGACAUUGUCAUUGAUAACCGUUUCGAGCGUCGGUGCAUCGUCCUUUGCUGGGUUGAACUUGCUUACACAAUUCACUCUGACCGGGACGUACACUUCGCUUACGGCCUCCGCUCUGAACGAUAUCUCUGGAUUAAACGCGCUGGCGAUCCCUGGUGGAUACUCGAGUAUCUCAGCACUCGACCUCACUUCGCUUCCAAACUUGACGUACUUGCAAAUCGGAAGUCCGGUGCUGACUACGAUUGCAUCAAACGCUUUCGCUUCGUUUGGCUUGACUAAACUGACAUCGUUGAGUUUUGCAACUGCAGCGGCGUUCACAUCGUUGCCUGACAAUGCGUUUGUUGGCCUGACAAACUUGAAAUCGCUAUCACUGCCGGCUGCAGUUCGCCUGCAGAUGUCUGCCGGGACUUUUAAUGGCCUCUCGCAACUGACAUACCUCUACGCCCACAAUUGGCUCGGCACCAGCAUUCCUGCGGGAGUAUUGUCCCCUUUGACAUCGCUCAAGACAUUCAGCUUAAUGUCGUGCAUCAACCUGGUGCAAGUCCCUGCCAACCUGUUCUCUGGUCUGAAUGCUUUCACGUCGAUUUCGAUGACCGGUGCCAAAUUGACAGAAAUCCCACCGCAGUUCUUCCCACCUACACUCAAAGCGCUGAUCUUUUAUUCAAUGGCGGCCACGACGCUUCCUCCCGGUCUUUUCCUCGGGAUAACUUUGACAUCCUACUCUCUGACGCCUAACAACUAUACCUUUGGUGGCAACACACGAGCGCCCCCGAGCACUUACGGCACCGCAGCCUCUCCAAUCCCUUGUGAUGCAGCCUGUGCAACGUGCUGGGGUCCCGGUCCUGCUGGAUGUUGUGCAAAUUACUGCCUGUACUGCUCGAACUCUACGUGCACUCAGUGCUAUGACGGCUACGCUCUUUCGGACCAAACAUGCAUCUCAACCUCGGAAUCGACCAUCUCUGCUGCGUCAGUUCAAUCGGCCGUCUCCGCUGCUUUUGUUUCUGCGUUUUCUGUCUCUUCGGCUUCGGUUGUUUCCGCUGCUUCCGCGGCGUCUGAGGAGUCUGUCGCUUCGGCUUCUUCUGCUUCUGCUGCUUCUGCUGCUUCUGUGGGGUCCAUGGAGUCUGUCGCCUCGGUCGCGUCUGCGGCCUCUGCCCUUUCCGCCUCGUCCGCUGACUUUGUUGCUUCUGCUGCUUCUGUGGCCUCUGUGGCUUCGGGCGUUUCAGCAAACUCUGUUAUUGUUGCUGCUUCUGUCGCUUCUGUCGUCUCUGCAGGCUCGGCCGUUUCCGCUGCUUCUGCUGCUUCCGUGGCCUCCGUGGCUUCGAUGCUUGCCGAGUCUGUCGACGCUACCUCGUCCACUGCACCAGGGAGCGUUCCUUCUGCGAGUGCUUCCCUCCCCUCUGCCCCGGCUACGACCACGCUACGCGCCUCGAUCAAGGCGUCAGCGGACGACAAGGAUAGCUCCUCCAUUCUGAUCAUUGUCUGCGCGGUCGCUGGCACCAUGCUAUUGAUUCUGGUCGUGGUUGCCUUGGUCCGUCGCAAGAGACGCAUGAACGCAUCCCGCGCCAAGCCCGCCAAGCCCACCGGUGCCCCGAAGCAAGGUCCCAUUGAAGCUCAAGACUCGUAUGCGACCGUCGAAGAGCGAAAUCCGGGCUUUGGCACUCUGGACCCGCACUAUGACGAUGUUGGAUCGCCCGAGUAUGCAGCAGUCGCAACUGGCGAAAGUCAUUACGAAGACCUUGCCACUCUUGCAACGCGUUCUCAAGCGCCCGUCACGGCCACCUCGCCGACCAGCUAUGCGAUGGUCGUGACCAGCGGCAACACAGUGUACGGCACUCCCGAAACCAAUGCUACCACCUAUGUUCCGGUAGAUGGGGGUGCGCUUGCUCCGUCUGCUCCAUAUGCCUCGCCCUCUCUGCACUCUCCGUUGUAUGAGGACGUCGGGUCAUCUUUGAAUAGCAGCGAGUACGCUGUCACAACUUCAGCGUCAACAGCUCCCGCAGCAGUCAGCCCAUCCACCGCCGACGCGUAUGCAAACUUGGCGCUGGCAUCCUCCAGCACGAGCCCUGUGGUGCAUGAUAACGGCCAGGCUGUGAACUAUGCUGCUGUUGUUGGCGUGGUCCCACCCACCGACGAGUAGCUUUUGCUCUCCUUUACUUUUGUUGCUUUGUUUUGUUUGCUUGGUUGAUUUGGUUUGCUUGCUUGGUUUCUCUGCUGCCACCAGCACUGGUACCCUCCUCCAAUGACUCCGAUGGGUUUGAUGUGAAUUGGUGCCGGAGAACCAAGGCGUGAAUGAAAAUAAUACAGGUGUUGUUUUUGUU